Stylophora pistillata is the source of this 1502-nucleotide messenger RNA. RefSeq lists its product as uncharacterized. NCBI's taxonomy places the organism in Eukaryota, Metazoa, Cnidaria, Anthozoa, Scleractinia, Pocilloporidae. The record is from RefSeq and is a predicted model, not a curated record.
GCAAUCAAGAUGACACCAUGCCUAUCUCAAUUUCUCUCUGUACGUGAGGAAAUCUUACAAACCUGGCAAAGAUUUAAGUGAACACAAGAUUUAGAUGACCUUUUCCAGUUUUCUCCUGGCAUUCGCUGUAAUGCUGUAAUAAUGACUAUUUGCGACUAUCCGCUAUCUGACUGGACUGCGACGCUAGAAAAUACUCGAGGGUAUUAAAAGAAAAACUAUGGGAAGUAAUAUUUAAGAUGCUUGGUUUCCUAUCACGAAUGGGUUGCCACAUGAAGCUACCAUUUGCCGACUCUUAAAAAGUCGAACAAACGUUAUGAAAUAUGUAACCAAACUUGGACUCUUUUUCUUGUCGGUUCAAAAAUGAUGAAUUCUGGUAGGUGCAGCCUUUACGGUAUUUUCGCUGUUGGAGGUCCCCGGAUACUCAGUGUUGGUAUUCACCAUGGUUUAGCAGCAACCUUCAUUACAGAACAUUAUUUGUACGUUGGUGAGAAGCGUGGAGGGCAGAAUCUCAAACCGAGUGAUUGUUAUCUUUGGAAGAGACUAUUAAAAACCGCCGUCAGUCCACCUUUGCCUAUGGCUUCUUUCCACUUCUACUCAUUUAUAAAACUGCAUGUUUUUGGGUUAAUGAUGUUUGUUGUUCCACUUUCAAGUUUAAAAGUUGUGGUAUCAAAGCCAAUUAAUCUUAUUUAUCUAUUUUCUUGUACAUCUAUCUAAAUUGUUUUACAAAGUGUCUGAAUAAGGAUAUUUUUGUCACGCAAAAAACUUGCACUAAUUAACAUCAAAACAAUAACCGAGCAAAAAUUGGUACCGGUUCAAAGACCGCAAAACUACUUUCUUUCGAGCAGGUGUUACCCGACACUUAAUGAACUAAAACUUCCUAAUAUAUUUGUUACGUUAUAAUUCCACUAUCAAGCCAUUUUGCCAUAUUAGGGCAACAAGAACGUUAAAAAUAUGCGAUGAUGAGAACAUUAAAAAUAAACAGAGCAUCAAAAAUUUUAGGGACGUAUCGAACGAUCAUACAUUUGAUUUUACCCCUGUCUUAGGCUUAACUAUUUAAGCAGCGAACGUUUAAGCACAUCAGAUCAUAAAGAAUACUAAUUCAUGUAUCCGAUCGAUACGAUGCUCAGAUAUGGCCUUAGGAGGAGUUUCGAAGACCAGAAACCCACAUACCAGAAAAUGGAGCACUUUUGGAAUAAUAAAUCGCGUUUUUGAUAGUUUACCAUAAAAUAUGAGUGGGAAUUUAAUUCAUUGCUCGUAUUUUUCCAUUUCCCUUCCGGGCCUUGAAAAAUACAAUUCUACUCGCAAAAAAUCUGAGCGGAUUCUGUGUCAAACCAUCGGAUGAGGUAUGUGUACUUAAUGACAAAACAUCGAAUGAGGUGUAGACGUUCGAUCUUUGUUUAAUAUUUGGAUUGUUGGUUGAAAUAAGCAUCACUUAAAGGAAAGAAAUUAAAAAAAUCCAAGAAAUGAACUGAUUCGAACAAAAAGGAAACAGAAUCAGUUUA